UAUGGCCCUGACAGAGCACUGCCUGCCUUCCCCGCUUCCGAGUGUACCUCAGACGUGGAGCCCGAUACCCGGGAGAUGGUGCGAGCCCAGAACAAGAAGAAGAAGAAGUCUGGAGGCUUCCAGUCCAUGGGCCUGAGCUACCCCGUGUUCAAGGGCGUCAUGAAGAAGGGCUACAAGGUGCCCACACCCAUCCAGCGGAAGACCAUCCCGGUGAUCCUGGAUGGGAAGGACGUGGUGGCAAUGGCUCGGACGGGCAGCGGCAAGACCGCCUGCUUUCUCCUCCCCAUGUUUGAGCGGCUCAAGGCCCACAGUGCCCAGACAGGGGCCCGGGCCUUAAUCCUCUCACCCACCCGGGAGCUGGCGCUGCAGACUAUGAAGUUCACUAAGGAGCUGGGCAAGUUCACCGGCCUCAAGACGGCCUUGAUCCUGGGCGGGGACAAGUAAGGGUCCCCUAACCCCAUGCUGCUGUCGCUCUACAAGCACUUCCAUGGUCUUAGUAACAGAG
Molecule: messenger RNA, 505 nt
Organism: Dipodomys ordii (Ord's kangaroo rat)
Lineage: Eukaryota; Metazoa; Chordata; Mammalia; Rodentia; Heteromyidae
Product: ATP-dependent RNA helicase DDX54-like
Exons: 4
Molecular function (GO): RNA helicase activity; nucleic acid binding; ATP binding
Source: RefSeq, a predicted model, not a curated record